This is a messenger RNA of Glycine soja, 1019 nucleotides long. Its product is annotated as ethylene-responsive transcription factor 4-like. Bases 106 to 687 code for a protein of 193 amino acids. The record is from RefSeq and is a predicted model, not a curated record. Lineage: Eukaryota; Viridiplantae; Streptophyta; Magnoliopsida; Fabales; Fabaceae. Gene Ontology annotation, molecular function: DNA-binding transcription factor activity; DNA binding. The transcript has a single exon. Gene Ontology annotation, biological process: regulation of DNA-templated transcription.
UGUUCCCCCUCAGACAUUGUCUCAAUCCCACACGCUUCUUACUCCUCUCAUAACUUUUCUGCUCCCCGUUGAGAAAGAUUUGAAUCCAAAGGAAAAAUAACGCUAAUGGCUCCAAGAGACAGCCGAGCCACCGCGCUCAUUGGGCCCGGCCCAAGCCUAUCACCGGCCCACAAAGAGAUCCGCUACAGAGGCGUCAGGAAACGCCCCUGGGGCCGCUACGCCGCCGAGAUCCGCGAUCCCGGCAAGAAAACCCGCGUCUGGCUCGGCACUUUCGACACCGCCGAGGAAGCCGCGCGCGCCUACGACACCGCCGCGCGUGAGUUUCGUGGCGCCAAGGCCAAGACCAAUUUCCCGACACCCUCGGAACUCAUCCUUAACAACAACAACAUAAACGCUCGUAGUCCCAGCCAGACCAGCACCCUCGACUCAUCCUCUCCCCCGCCACCGCCACCGCUAGACCUUACCCUCACCCCUCUCUCCUCCGCUGUCUUCCCGGUGGCGCGUCCUGUUCUAUUCUUCGACGCAUUCGCGCGUGCGGACACCAUGGUCGCCGUCUCGCGCCGCGAGACCUGCGGCUUCGAACGCCCCGCCGCCGAUUUCCGCCGCGGCGACUCCGACUCUGAUUAUAACCGCCGCAUACUCCUGGAUCUUGACCUGAACGUGCCUCCUCUCCCGGAGGUUGCCUGAUUCAUGCAGGGAGUUCUGUUUUUUCGCAAUUAUUGUUUUUUUGGUUUUUUAAGCAUCUGGGAGGUACUACUACGCAUUUUUUUGACGAAAGUGCCCUCGAGGGAGCAGCAAAGUGAGUAGUGGAUGACAUGAUGCUCGGAUUUGUUGACCAUUUUGUGAUGAUGAAGAUAUAUAACCGGCACGUUAUGUAAAUACACGUUAUAACCGAAAGCAAACGUGCUUUUGCUUGGUUGCUUUUUUUUUUUGCAACUGAGGACUCUUAUUCAGAGUAUCUCAUGGUUGUUUCUGCAAUUUCUCAAAAUAUAUAAAUAUUCCAAUUUCCAUCAUGUGUU